This is a messenger RNA of Balaenoptera acutorostrata (minke whale), 1217 nucleotides long. Its product is annotated as V-type proton ATPase subunit B-like. The coding region runs from base 877 to 1164 and encodes 95 amino acids. The transcript is spliced from 4 exons. NCBI's taxonomy places the organism in Eukaryota, Metazoa, Chordata, Mammalia, Artiodactyla, Balaenopteridae. The record is from RefSeq and is a predicted model, not a curated record.
UAAGUUUAAAGUGUACAACAUAAUGAUCUGAUGUAUGUAUCUAUUGUGAAAGGAUUACCACAAUAAGUUUAGUUAACAAACAUCACUUCACAUUGUUACACAUUCUUUUUCUUGUGAUGACAAGUGUGAAGUUUGAUGCUUACCUGGUUCUCUUCUUUUGGACUUUGGCAAAUCUAAGAAUUAAUCCUACCACACAUAGCCUAUACUAGUCUACCCAAAUCUAACAGUUAGUAAAGACAUUAACACAUUUAUCUGUUUGUAUGUUUUAUUGAGCACAAGAUAAUAAUCUCAUUCUCAGAAGCAAUGAAAUCACCGAAAGAGCCAAAUCUUGAGAAAGCCUCGUAGAGUUGCCCUGUUACUAGAUAAAGCGCUUGGAAUAGAUAAGUAUGUUGUGUCACGCGUCUUCCUGUGACCUGUGAUUGUUACUUGAAAGUGUGGAAAUGCAGAACAGAUCUGCUGUUAUUAUGAAAGGCCCAUCUGUGACAGGUGGAAAGGAGGACGCUAUGUUAAGAGCUUGUUCUGUGCAGUUCUCAUGGAGGUGACUUGUGUCCUAUGGGGAAUGUCUCCAGGCUGCAUUCCACUCUGGGUUCUUUGCCUCUGGCAGUUCUCCGUGAUCACUCCUGUAUUGGGGUCCCCCACGCCACUCCCAGGCUCCAUGAUUCACUGGAAGGACUCAUAGGAAUCAGCCUAGGGUUAUAUUCACAGCUGUGAUUUCUUACAGCAGCAGGACACAAAGUACAGUCAACAAAGGAAAAGGCAAGUGGACCAAAGUCUGGAGGGAACCAGAGGCAAGCUCCCUCGAGUCCUCUGCCAGUGGAACCACACAGGACACGCAUUUACCCGCCUAUUAAUGUGCUGCCCUCGUUGUCUCGGUGAAUGAAGUCUGCUACUGGAGAAGGUAUGACCAGAAAGGAUCACGCCGAUGUAUCUAACCAGCUGUAUGCAUGCUAUGCUAUUGGUAAGGAUGUGCAGGCCAUGAAAGCCGUAGUUGGAGAAGAAGCCCUUACCUCAGAUGAUGUGCUUUACUUGGAAUUUCUGCAGAAGUUUGAGAGGAACUUCAUUGCUCAGGGUCCUUACGAAAACCGCACUGUCUAUGAGACUUUGGACAUUGGCUGGCAACUGCUCCGAAUCUUCCCCAAAGAAAUGCUGAAGAGAAUCCCUUAGAGCACCUUGAGCGAAUUCUACCCUCGAGACUCUGCAAAGCAUUAGCUGCUACU